CUCCGAAACACACACACACGUACGCGCACGUAGCGCGUGAAAUCUCUGCAGACAGCAGCACUGCUCGCGGUACAAUAUGAGGCUGCACUGAGCGCGUGCCGCUAUGAGUGGGAAGAGCCUCUUGCUGAAGGUAAUUCUGCUGGGGGACGGCGGCGUGGGCAAAAGCUCCCUCAUGAACCGCUACGUGACGGACCGCUUCGACUCGCAGUCGUUCCACACCAUCGGCGUGGAGUUCCUGAACCGGGACCUGGAGAUCGAGGGCCGGCUGGUGACGCUGCAGAUCUGGGACACGGCGGGCCAGGAGCGCUUCAAGAGCCUGCGCACCCCCUUCUACCGCGGCGCCGACUGCUGUCUGCUAACCUUCGCCGUCGACGACCUGCAGAGCUUCCAGAACCUGGGCUGCUGGAAGAAGGAGUUCAUGUACUACUCGGACGUGCGAGACCCCGAGCGCUUCCCCUUCGUGGUGCUGGGGAACAAGGUGGACAAGGAAGAGCGCGAGGUCGGGGAGGACGAGGCCAGGGCUUGGUGCGAGGAGAACGGGUGCUGUCCGUACUUCGAGACCAGCGCUAAAGACGACAUGAACGUGGGGGCGGCUUUCGAGGCUGCGGUUCGGGAAGUCCUGGCUAGCGAGGACCCCAUUGAUCACGCUCUCCUGAGCAGCUCCAUCGAUCUUCACGGGAACCGGAAAGCAUCUCGCUCGUCCUGUUGCUGAGGGGUCUUUCGAACCGCUCCUGUCCGCGUUAGUGUUGAAAGUACCGACUUCGGUACCAAGCGCUUAAAAAUGUGACUCUUUGAGCGCUGUUGAGCGGAAUCAUAAACGCCUCUGAUUGGCCGUUGAGUUCACGAGCUCAUCGGAUAUGUCUGUGAUUGGCUGCAAUGAUCAGGGAGCGUUUGAAAGCUCAAGCAGGACCGAUC
Rhinichthys klamathensis goyatoka is the source of this 915-nucleotide messenger RNA. It is a transcript of the gene rab9b, whose product is annotated as RAB9B, member RAS oncogene family. Gene Ontology annotation, cellular component: phagocytic vesicle; late endosome; lysosome. Gene Ontology annotation, molecular function: GTPase activity; GTP binding. The transcript has 2 exons. Bases 104 to 712 code for a protein of 202 amino acids. Gene Ontology annotation, biological process: retrograde transport, endosome to Golgi; Rab protein signal transduction. NCBI's taxonomy places the organism in Eukaryota, Metazoa, Chordata, Actinopteri, Cypriniformes, Leuciscidae. The record is from RefSeq and is a predicted model, not a curated record.